Enterobius vermicularis (human pinworm) is the source of this 876-nucleotide messenger RNA. The record is from the annotation of a GenBank genome assembly. NCBI's taxonomy places the organism in Eukaryota, Metazoa, Nematoda, Chromadorea, Rhabditida, Oxyuridae.
AUGAACGAGCGGUUUGUAAUCGAAGUCAAUGAAACCUUGGCAACAGAUGAACGGAGUCAAAUAGAGGAUCAAGAAUCAGAAGACCUUCUGGAAGGUUUGAGACUAAUAGAACUUUCUGAAGGGGAAAACACGACUGCGAAAGCCGACGAGUUACAAAAUGGGACUGUUGGACAAAUGAGUCAGUGGGAAAGCAGUAAUGAAACUUCAGUUGAUUACGAAUUUCAAAAUUCGACAGUAACAGAUGAGUGCCAUACAUUCAGAGAAUGUACGGCUGGGUGUAUCUGUACAAGUAUGGGGAAAUGCGUUUGCUUGAGUAAACCUUCUACAACGUCUGAAAUAAAUAAAGAACAGGUCAGAAAAACACAGUAUGAAGCAGCUUUCGGCCACGGCAGAGUUCGACUGCUCCGACCUUCCCAGUACAACGGAAAAAGUCACUUGAGACUGGCCGAGUUACAGAAGCUUUCAAGACCUACGAUAUUUCCUGGCACUUCUUUGACGCGAGCUAUGAAAUGUCACUGUAAGAAACAUUUUUCGUUUUUGUUUAAAAAGUAUAUAUGUAUAUGCAUUACCGGUUGUCCUGGUUCUUUGUUUGAGUAUGAAAGCACUAUAUUUCAAACAGCACCAUACGGUUUACUGACAUUCCAGUCUAAGAUGGUUACUCUAAUUCACUUGGUACUGAUAAUCUUCAUAGCUUCUUCAGCGUUCUCGGCUCCUACUGCAGAUCAAGCUUUGUUCAAAAAAGUUACAAAAAAUACGGAAAAGGUGAAGAAGAAUCAACCAAAACUGGCUGAUACAUAUGGCGAAACAUUAUCUGACGAAUCGUUUGAAGACAUUGAUCCACUAAUGCCGAGAAAAAGAGUACCACGACGGAUGUAA